AUGGCUUCAGUUGAAGAAAAAAUCGAUGAUCUAAAAAUUCAAGACGGAUCAACCGAACAAAAAAUCACACCAUGGGAAGUUGAAGGUGCUGUAGUUGAUGGAAAAGCACAAGGUAUAGAUUAUGAUAAAUUAAUUAAUCAAUUUGGAACAAAAGCUAUAACUCAAGAAACAUUAGCAAGAUUCAAAGAAGUCACAGGUCAAGAGCCACAUCCGUUUUUAAAAAGAGGAGUGUUUUUUUCAGAAAGAGAUUUACACAGAAUAUUAGAUUUAUAUGAACAUGGAGAAUCAUUCUUUUUAUAUACUGGUAGAGGUCCAUCUUCUGAUUCAAUGCAUUUGGGUCAUAUGGUACCUUUUAUAUUCACAAAAUGGUUACAAGAAGUAUUUGAUGUUCCAUUAGUUAUUGAAUUAACUGAUGAUGAAAAAUUCUUAUUUAAACCAAAAUUAACCAUAGAUGACGUUAAAAAAUUUGCAGUUGAAAAUGCAAAAGAUAUCAUUGCAGUUGGGUUUAAACCUGACAAUACUUUCAUAUUUUCAGAUUUACAAUAUAUGGGAGGUGCAUUUUAUGAAAAUGUUGUAAGAACUUCAAGACAAAUUACACAAUCAACAGCAAAAGCAGUAUUUGGAUUUAAUGAUUCAGAUUGUAUUGGUAAAAUCCAUUUUGCAAGUAUUCAAAUAGCUACUGCAUUUCCAUCAUCAUUUCCAGACGUAUUAAAUCUACCACCAAAAACCCCAUGCCUUAUUCCAUGUGCUAUAGAUCAAGAUCCAUAUUUUAGAGUUUGUAGAGAUGUUGCAGAUAAAUUAAAAUUUUCUAAACCUGCUUUAAUUCAUGCUAAAUUUUUCCCAGCUUUACAAGGUGCAACAACAAAAAUGUCAGCUUCUGAUACAACUACUUCAAUUUUUAUGGAUGAUACACCAAAACAAAUACAGAAAAAAAUUAAUAAAUAUGCAUUUUCAGGAGGUCAAGCUUUAGCUGAAGAUCAUAGAAAAUAUGGUGGUAAUCCAGAUUUAGAUGUUGCUUAUCAAUAUUUAUCAUUUUUCAGUUAUGAUGAUGAAAAACUAGAAAAAUUGUCAGAAGGUUACAAGAAAGGUGAGAUUUUAUCAGGAGAAAUGAAAAAAGAAUGUAUUGAAGUAUUACAAGAAUUUGUUGCUGCUUAUCAAAAAAGAAGAAGUAAAGUUAAUGAAGAAGUUGUGAAUAGUUUCAUGAAACCUCAUAUGUUAGUAUAUGGUAAAGAAGAAAGAAAAGUACCAGCUAAAGAAAGACAAAAGAAGAAGUAA
Lodderomyces jiufengensis is the source of this 1275-nucleotide messenger RNA. RefSeq names its product tryptophan--tRNA ligase (gene WRS1). The record is from RefSeq and is a predicted model, not a curated record. The transcript has a single exon. Gene Ontology annotation, molecular function: ATP binding; tryptophan-tRNA ligase activity. NCBI's taxonomy places the organism in Eukaryota, Fungi, Ascomycota, Pichiomycetes, Serinales, Debaryomycetaceae. The coding region runs from base 1 to 1275 and encodes 424 amino acids. Gene Ontology annotation, biological process: tryptophanyl-tRNA aminoacylation. Gene Ontology annotation, cellular component: cytoplasm.